Andrographis paniculata is the source of this 2360-nucleotide messenger RNA. RefSeq names its product putative pentatricopeptide repeat-containing protein At1g12700, mitochondrial. NCBI's taxonomy places the organism in Eukaryota, Viridiplantae, Streptophyta, Magnoliopsida, Lamiales, Acanthaceae. The record is from RefSeq and is a predicted model, not a curated record. The coding region runs from base 213 to 2042 and encodes 609 amino acids. The transcript has a single exon. Gene Ontology annotation, molecular function: protein binding.
CACCCACCAGUGUACAAUUUGCGUUUAUGUUUUAGCAGAAUGGCCCAAAAAGUUUCCCAAACUCAGAGAAUGGCACAAUAUGCAAUAUUAGCGACGCCGGCGACGGCGACGGCGAUUCGAUCAAUCACUAAUCUCCCCUUCUUCAUCACGCCCUAAUCUAAUCUAGUACUUGAGGUCAGAACGCACGCGGUGCUCUUCGUUUCGUUUCCGGAAUGAACAACUAUGGCUUCAAGCAGGGGAAAUUGCCUGUUCUCUAUGCAAUUGCUUUUACUUCAGCUUCAGGUAUUUUCUCUCAUUUCAGAUUCACAUUUCCUCUUGUUUCUCGCUGUCGCUCUUUUAGAACGCACUCUGUGGGGAAUUGCGGGAAUAUUAGUGAGGUGAAUCAUGCCCUUUAUAUGUUCGAUCAAAUUUGUCGAAGAAGGCCUUCUCCCAGGGUCAUAGAAUUUCAUGAAUUGUUGUCCUCAGUAGUCAAGUUGAAAGAGUAUUCCGUUGCCAUUUCUCUUUUUCGAGAUAUGCGCUGUUUAGGGAUUCCGGUCGACGAUUAUAUCCUCAAUAUUGUCAUUAACAGCUAUUGCUUCUCUGGCCGGACUGACUGCGCGUUAUCCAUUCUGGGUUGGUUCUUUAAGCUUGGUCAUGCUCCGGAUGAGUAUGCCUUCACCCCCUUAAUCAGGGGUUUGUUUAGAGAAGACCGGAUUGCUGAGGCACAAGUUUUGUUUAAAAAAAUAGUAAGAGAGAGGUUGUGUAAAUUGAGCGUGGUUUUUUAUGGGACUGUAGUAAAUGGACUUUGCAAGAAUGGAAAUACUGCUCCAGCUCUUGAACUGAUCAAGGCAAUGGAAAAAAGUGGUGUUCCAGCGAGCACAAAUAUUCUAAACAUGGUAAUUCACAGUUUGUGUCGUGAUGGAAUUGUUGACGCGGCCUUCAAGAUAUUCGAUGGAAUGCCUAUGAAAGGUGUCUCUCCUGAUUGUUUCACCUACUCUUCUAUGAUUCUUGGAUUAUGCAACUUCAAUCGAUGGGAGGAAGUAAAAAGGAUGCUCAAGGAGAUGAUAUGUUGCAAAAUCUAUCCAAAUGUUGUUACGUUUACGACAUUGGUUGAUGUGAUUUGUAAGAAAGGGUUGUUGGAUCUGGCAGAGGAUGUACUUCAUAUCAUGAGGGGGAAAGGUGUGGAUCCUAAUGUGGUUUCAUAUAGCGCAUUGAUGUAUGGAUAUUGUUUGCAAAGACGAAUGGAUGAAGCUGAAAAAGUUUUUGAUUCAAUGGUUUGUAGGAAUAUAUCUCCUAAUGCUAACAGCUACAAUAUUCUGAUUCACGGGUAUUGCAUUGCAAAGAAUAUAAAAGAAGCUAUGCGUGUAUUUAAUGAGAUGUUGCACAAUAAUUUGAAGCCACAUAUUGUUACGUACAAUGUUUUGUUGAAGGGACUGUUUCAUACACACAACAUUUCAGCUGCACUGAAACUUCUUGAUGAUUUGAGGAAUGCUGGUAUGAAACCCAACUUUUAUACUUACUGUGACAUGUUACAUGGCUUGUGCCAGUAUGGGUAUGUGGAACAAGCAUUAGAGAUGUUACAUGCAUUGGAGCAUAAUGGUGCAUGUCUUCAUAUUGCUCACUACAAUAUUGUUAUGAAUGGGUUGUGCAAAGCCAAGAAACUCAGCAUUGCUCUUUCUGUUUUCAAUAAUCUGCAUUGUAGAGGUUUGGAACCGGAUGUUGUCACUUAUACUAUCUUGAUGAAAGGGUGUUGCCAGCAGGGAUUACUCGAGGAAGCUAAAAGUGUUCUUUCUAAUAUGAAACAAGCAAAAGUGCUGCCUAAUCACAUCACCUAUAAUACUCUCAUUCGAGGAAUGAUGCAGCAUGAUAAAUAUGAUGAUGCAAUAGCAGUUUUUGAAGAAAUGCAUGCAAAAGGAUUCUCUCUUGAUUCAUCUACGGUUUCCUUGCUGCUCAGUCGGCGGACAUUUCACGCCACUCUUGUUAGAAUAGUUCAGAAGUUUGGUCCGAUUACUCUUGGACAAAAUUUUGGAGUGAAAAAAAAGACACAGUUGAUGAGAAAGUAGAGAUCAUUUGUUGGUUUUUGCAGAGUCUGCAAUUAAUGUAUGCAUUAGUAAAUACAUUUGUAAGCUAAUCAUUGUCAUGUAGAUCUUGAUCAUGUAUGUGUGUAUGUACAGGUGUGUUUGCUUAUAUGGUUUGGCACAUACAGCAGCAGCAGUAGUAGUAGUGCAGGCUGUUCUUAGAAUGUAUUAGUGGUUUUAUAGUUUUCCAUGAGAAUAUAUAUGAUACAUUAACUAAGAGCAGCAUUUGAGGGAGGAAUGGAGUUGAAUGUUAAUUUCUGCUCUGCUCAAUUAUAUAUAAUACAUAUUUAUAUUUAUGUUAUG